Molecule: messenger RNA, 1282 nt
Organism: Glycine soja
Lineage: Eukaryota; Viridiplantae; Streptophyta; Magnoliopsida; Fabales; Fabaceae
Exons: 1
Coding region: 99-830 (243 amino acids)
Source: RefSeq, a predicted model, not a curated record
AUCUUAUCUCUAUAACCUUCUCAAUCCUCAUCAUAUCUUUGUAGGAUAUCUAAUUUCAAUUUAAGCCAUUCAUUCAUUUUGUGACACAGUUAAUAAUAAUGGCUGCAGAACAUGUUCUGAGGUUGCUAGAUUCCUUCUGGUUUGAGGCUUCAAUUCUCUCUAACAAAACCCUUUCAAAUUCAAUCUCUCAUGAUCACAAUAAGGUGGUGGAGGAAGUGCUUCCUCUUGAUGAUGCAAAGCUUCUACUAGUUCCAACUCCUACCCUUGAAGUUAGGUCCUAUAGUGACCAAAACUUGGACUCCACAACAUGUCUUUUGUGUGAUUAUUCCCAAUCACCAAAUUCUGUGCUCACCCCACAAAGGCUUAGGACAAUCCCUUCUGAGAGGGAAAUCAGAGAAUUCUCUAGUGGAAAUCAUGGAAAAGAAGGGAUGAGCAUUAAGAGAAAACAAAAAAGCUUUGGUCAUGGAAGAAGGGCAAGGAAAGUGAGAACCAGCAGGAGCCUAUCAGAGCUUGAGUUUAAGGAGCUAAAAGGGUUUAUGGAUUUGGGGUUUGUGUUCUCUGAGGAGGACAAGGACUCAAAAUUGGCCUCUUUGAUACCUGGCUUGCAGAGACUGGGAAGAGAAGAAGAUGAAGAAGGGCAGGGUGAUGAUCAAAGUGUGGUUUCUGAUAAUAAUAAUAAGCCUUAUUUGUCUGAGGCUUGGGAUGUUUUGGACCAAAGGGAGAUGGGAAAUCCUUUGUUGAAUUGGAGGGUACCAGCUAGGGGUAAUGAAAUUGACAUGAAAGACAAUCUUAGGUUCUGGGCUCACACUGUUGCAUCCAUUGUAAGAUAAGUAGGAAAAAAUUUAGAUGCAAAUCUUGAGUACUUUUUGAGUUUUGACACUGUUUUCUGAUUAGAAUUGGAGUUUCACUUGGAUAAUCUAUGUUGAUCUUUAAUGUAAACCUAUGUUAUCUAGAUUACUGAUAUGAAACUUCAAUUUUAAUUAGAAAAAAAUGCUAGUGAAAUGACAUAUAAUUUUUGUCCAUAUUGUCCAAAUAACAAUUAGCAAUAGAAAGAAAAGCAAAAAAGGUUUUCAUGUCUUCUGCAAAACAGUGAUUGUAGAUAGUAUUAGAUUAGGUUCUAGACUUCUAGUCUAGCUAUAAAAAUAAAUGUACAUAUUUUACAAGUUUUUCUUGUAGCCAAUAUUAUUUUUCAAUUCUCUCUGUCUCUUAAGCUUUGUCAAUCUCCCUGCAAAAUGUAAUUUAUGAAAGGGUGCCUAUAUGAAAAAGAUACUUAUGUUAUGGA